This is a messenger RNA of Anarrhichthys ocellatus (wolf-eel), 2243 nucleotides long. It is a transcript of the gene atf1, whose product is annotated as activating transcription factor 1. The record is from RefSeq and is a predicted model, not a curated record. Gene Ontology annotation, biological process: regulation of transcription by RNA polymerase II. Gene Ontology annotation, molecular function: RNA polymerase II cis-regulatory region sequence-specific DNA binding; DNA-binding transcription factor activity, RNA polymerase II-specific; protein binding. Bases 701 to 1582 code for a protein of 293 amino acids. NCBI's taxonomy places the organism in Eukaryota, Metazoa, Chordata, Actinopteri, Perciformes, Anarhichadidae. Gene Ontology annotation, cellular component: ATF4-CREB1 transcription factor complex; nucleus. The transcript has 8 exons.
AACCCCCGUGUAUGGCUUCCUGAAAAAGGCCGACAGCUACUUGUAAAAUGGUAAAUAUGAGUCUGAAUUUUAAAACAUUUGUUAAAAGAUUUGUCUUGUUUCAAAAUGAGAUGGCCAAACACAAGAGGGCAAAAUCUGUGACACGAAAAUUUGUGUAAAUAUUACUAUCGCAAUGUGAAGUAAAAUCAUUCAUAAUAAGAAUAAAUAAAAGUAUUCACUAUGCAGAAUGCCCCCUUAGUGUUAUAUGAUAAUAUUAUUGGAUUAACAUUGCAGAUGCAUCACUGUGGAAGCAGCAUUUUAAUAUGCUAGCAACUGAAAUGAAGACACAGUUACUUAUACUUUAAAUAUAAAGUAUCAUUAAAUAAACAUCGUUACUUGGGCAAUGCACUACUUUAUGUAACAGGUGGGCCUUCUCCACCCUGUCCUUGUACAUCUACCAGUUGCUCAGACUCUUUACCAAUCACAAAGCCCAAAUAAACUAUUACGUAAUGCGUCUUUGCCGAGCAGCACCGCCCAUUUCCUUUGGGGGGAAAAAAAGUGGUCAGCUAUUUUUUUUUAGCUGACAUCUUUGUAUUUUUAGCCGUUAGCCACUUCUGCUAAGUAACUUUUCAAGGCAUUUCUUGCCUCAAAGUAUACACACGAAAUUGCACGAAGUCCACGUUGAGAGCAGCAGCAGUUACGCGGUCCUUGAAAAGUUACUAUGGAAGAAGUACGGCAGGGCAGCAAUGGCACUGAGUUACAGACUGCCACCAUCACAUCCGCUCAGUUCUCACAGAUAGCCCAACAGAUGUCACUGGGUGGUGGUUCUGUGGCUGUUGUACAGCUGCCAGGGGGUCAGUUUCAGGUUCAAGGGGUGAUCCAGUCUGCACAGUCGUCGGUCAUUCAGUCCCCUCAGAUGCAAACUGCACAGGCCCUGGGUUCAGAUAGUGACGAUUCACAGGACUCAUCGGACAGUGGAGCUGUGGCCCAUAAUAACAGAGAAAUACUGGCGAGGCGGCCUUCAUACAGAAAAAUCCUAAAUGAACUGUCUGAGGAAGUAACGGAGAGCCAGGUAUCCACUGUACCCACCGCCCAAAUCUACCAGACCAGCACCGGCCAGUACAUUACUAUAAACGCUAAUGGCACCAUCCAGCUCGCCAGUACGGGGUCUGAAGGCAUUCAGGGGCUACAGACUGUCACCAUGGCCAACGCUGGAGCCCAGCAGAACACCACCAUCCUUCAGUAUGCCCAGACACCUGACGGCCAGCAGAUACUGGUGCCGAGUAACCAGGUCGUUGUACAAGGUGCAGGAGGAGAGGUGCAAACAUACCAGAUCCGCACAGCGCCCGCAUCCAGCUCCCUGCCUCAGACUGUAGUCAUGACGUCUCCUAUGGGGCUGUCUCAGGGCAAGAGUGACGACCCAACAAUGAAAAGGGAAAUCAGGCUUAUGAAAAACAGAGAGGCAGCGCGUGAAUGUCGACGGAAGAAAAAGGAAUAUGUUAAAUGCCUAGAAAACCGUGUAGCUGUUCUUGAAAACCAAAACAAGACCCUGAUUGAAGAACUCAAAACAUUAAAGGACCUUUAUUGUGUCAAAACAGGAUAACCUGUUUGAAUCGAGGCUGCGGAUUGGGACAUAAUUUGGGAGCGACACAGCUCAGCCAUUUGGACAUGAACAGGGUUUCUGGGAACACUUAAUUUCAGGCUGACAUCCUCAAGUUUUUUACUCUGUUUGAUAUAAAAGUGACAAUUGAUGGCACUAAGAUAUACUCAACAAAUACAUUUUUUUCCACCUGCUGUUUUUUAAAUUUGCUAACACUAUAACAUUUAUAGUUGUGUACAUUUUUAAUACUGGGAGGUAUCCCCGAAAUGGUGAGCUUUAACUUUGAGUCUCAGUUUGUAAAUGUAUCCCGUGUUUUAAAAAAAUGUUUGUUUUUUUUAUCCUCUAAAUGGCAUCAGCAGAAUGUUGACUGUAUAAUUCCCACACAGACAUAAUUCCUGUUUAUAUUGUGGACCAGCAUCUCCCCUCUUUUCUCUAUAAGGACACGUUACAAUCGUCAUUCCUUCUUUUUGUGCAAUGGAAUAUAUAGGGUAACUAAUGACAUUGAGUUUGGUUGUUUUUAGGCAGUUACUUAGACAAUCAGGGAAAAAACAAAGCAGUGUCCAGGUAAUAUUUAUUAUGUACAUCUUGGGAGGGAUGGAGGGAAAGAAGAACAAACUAUGAAAUGUUGCUGAUUCUGUAAAUAAAUAAAUAUAUUUUCACUCAA